AUACGGGAAUCACAUGUCCACACACUUCGGGAAGAUUUGUGUUGGUACGGCGGCUGGGCUUGGAAAAUAUUGGGAAAUGGCUACCCUUAAACUAUUAUGGACAGAAUCCGUAAACAUGUGGACUAAUGUGCAUGUGACACAGUAGAGAAGUGCAUAGAGUAUUUAUAGGAACCGGCUUUUAUAACGCUAUCAGCUUGCUCAAGCAUGCAUGGAAAUCUAUGGGAAUUCAUUGUUGUCGGAGAUUCACCCAUUAACAGGAAGUAGGAAUAGCCAAGCGACUGAAGCUGUUUUGAUCAGUGUGCUUUGUAAACAUUUGUUUAUUUUUUUUAAAUUAUUACAUUUUAAACAAAACAAAAAAUAAAUAAACCAGUGUUUUUAUAAUCAAAGUGGGAAAAAUAUCGAUGGAAUAUUGUAACUAAAAAUUCAAAGUCACUGGAGCUCGAACCUGUGUGAGAAGCUGUUUUUGAAAGUCCCAUGUAUAGACUUUCAGUUUGCUUUUGUGCUGUUUUUAUAUAUUUUUGUAGUCCUAUUUUUUUAACAGACCAUAUCAAUUGGAUGUAUACAAGACGAACAAACUAACUUUUGAUGCCAUGUCUGAGAGAAAAGUGUAAGCGGUUUUUAACAAGUUUUUCGAAGGUCAAAGACCACCCAAGAUGAGGUCUUCUUUGGCUCCCGGUAUCAGACUGAUCACGUCCUUCUCAAGAGACAGCUGGUACAGAGGUUUCACCCUCUUCCUCACCUUUCUCUUCUAUACCAGCUACCAUCUCUCCCGGAAACCCAUCAGCAUCGUCAAGAGUGAGCUGCACAAAAAUUGUUCCACCCUCAUUCGGCCACCAAACCUCAAUGGAACUGACAAUGAAACCUGGUGUGACUGGGCGCCAUUUGACCAGGACAACUACCAGACGCUGUUUGGAGCCGUGGACAACUCUUUCCUCGUUGCUUAUGCCGUUGGCAUGUUUUUCAGUGGGAUAUUUGGUGAGCGCGUGCCCUUGCGCUACUACCUGACCACCGGGAUGCUUCUCAGUGGUCUCUUCACAUGUCUGUUUGGCCUGGGCUUCUACUGGAACAUCCACUCUAUCUGGUACUACGCCUUCGUCCAGGCAAUGAAUGGACUAGUGCAGACAACGGGCUGGCCUGCAGUGGUGGCCUGCGUUGGGAACUGGUUUGGAAAGGGGAAGCGAGGGUUCAUCAUGGGCGUGUGGAACUCGCACACCUCGGUAGGCAAUAUCCUGGGAUCGCUCAUCGCCGGCAUCUUUGUAUCCUCGGCCUGGGGCAUGUCCUUCAUCGUGCCCGGCAUCAUUAUCGCAUCCACGGGCAUUCUCUGCUUCUUCUUCCUGGUGGAGAAACCAGAAGAUGUCGGCUGCAGCCCUCCGCAGCACCGUGAGGACAACGAGAAGGAGCCUCUCUUACAAAACUCAUCUAGUAUCGAGGAGAUCUUCAGCAGUCCUGGCCUGUCCAACUCUAUCUCCUCCGAGUCGACAGAGGAGCACACCGAGGCCAUCAGCUUCUGUGGGGCCCUCAGGAUACCUGGUGUAAUGGAGUUCUCCCUCUGUCUGCUGUUCGCUAAGCUUGUUAGCUACACCUUUCUCUACUGGCUUCCUCUCUACAUCUCUAAUGUUGCCCAUUUUGACCCCAAGGAAGCUGGGGACAUGUCAACACUAUUUGAUGUAGGAGGAAUUGUGGGGGGCGUUGUGGCUGGACUGGUGUCGGACCAAACUGGGGGCAGAGCCUCAACCUGCUGUGUCAUGUUAAUAGUGGCUGCUCCUAUGCUGUUCCUGUACAACCACAUUGGACAGCAUAGCCUAGCAACCACAAUCGGGAUGCUGUUGGUGUGUGGAGCCCUGGUGAACGGACCCUACGCCCUCAUCACCACCGCUGUGUCUGCUGACCUGGGGACACAUGAGAGCCUGAGUGGAAACUCUAGAGCGUUGUCAACGGUCACGGCCAUAAUUGACGGCACAGGGUCAAUAGGUGCUGCCCUAGGUCCUCUGUUAGCAGGAGUGAUCUCUCCGACGGGGUGGAACAAUGUCUUCUUCAUGCUGAUCACUGCUGAUAUCCUCGCCUGUUUGCUGCUGUCCAGGCUGGUGUAUAAGGAGGUGAGGGGCUGGUGUGGACACAGCCCCAGACAAAGAGGGUUCAAAGAAAUAUGAGUGGGUGCCUGGGACAAGAGACCGUAUCACACAUGCAAGGAAGGACGCAGGAAAAAGGACCAAGAACUAACCCCUGAGGUGCAUCAAGAUUUAUAGGGUGCCGAUCCUUUCAUCCUUAAUGGCCCCAGACCCCGUCACCAGCGGAUGAAAGGAUCUUUAAAAGAAGGAAGAGGCCAUUGAUAUUUUGGGACCAUCUGACAGAGAGAGAGAACAUGUCCUUUCUUCAAAUGGUCGCAAAGCACUUUCUCUCUUAUGCCGUUUUUAUGAUUAUUUUGUAUGUUUAUUUUUUUUCUCUGUUUGCCCCUCUCGGGGCUGUGUGCAUCUUUCAUCUUAUUAUUAAAAUAAUGUGCACACUGCA
Oncorhynchus keta (chum salmon) is the source of this 2508-nucleotide messenger RNA. RefSeq names its product glucose-6-phosphate exchanger SLC37A2-like. The record is from RefSeq and is a predicted model, not a curated record. Gene Ontology annotation, molecular function: glucose 6-phosphate:phosphate antiporter activity. The transcript has 18 exons. Gene Ontology annotation, cellular component: endoplasmic reticulum membrane. Lineage: Eukaryota; Metazoa; Chordata; Actinopteri; Salmoniformes; Salmonidae. Gene Ontology annotation, biological process: glucose-6-phosphate transport; phosphate ion transmembrane transport. The coding region runs from base 654 to 2150 and encodes 498 amino acids.